AGCAUGGCCACCUCUUGCCCAUACCAUCAUUCCCUCGACUUCUUCACUAUCUGAGUCCCUUUUGUAAACCCUCGUUUAACUUUAGCUCCCUAACACCAUACACGUUAUCCUCUGCCACUCCUCUUAUCAGCUCGCGGCAACCGGCGUACGAUUCAAACUUCCGGUUUAUAUCUUCACAUAAGAUCGCAAUGGCAUCGGUUUCUUCCUCGAGGAAUUUGAACUCCUCGUGGACGCCGAAGGAGAACAAGCUGUUCGAGAUGGCGCUCGCCGUGUACGACAAGGACACGCAGGACCGCUGGCACAAUGUGGCCAAGGCCGUCGGCGGCGGAAAAACUGCGGAGGAAGUAAAGAGGCACUACGAGAUUCUGGUGCAUGAUCUCAUGCACAUAGAAUCCGGCCAAGUCCCUAUACCGAAUUAUAAGUCCGCCGGCGGCAGCGGCAGCAACAGAGGAUUUGGUGACGAGCAGAGGCUUAUGAAAAAUUUGAAGAUCUGAUGGGAGGGAACAGAAGACUUGUAAAAAGAAGAAAAAUGGAUUAAUCUGUCACUCUCUAGCUGUUGUUUUCCUUCCUUCCAAAAGCCAAGUGUGCAAGAAAAUAUAUUUUAUGUG
Messenger RNA from Pyrus x bretschneideri (Chinese white pear), 608 nucleotides. Its product is annotated as protein RADIALIS-like 3. The transcript has 2 exons. Bases 189 to 494 code for a protein of 101 amino acids. The record is from RefSeq and is a predicted model, not a curated record. Gene Ontology annotation, molecular function: DNA-binding transcription factor activity. NCBI's taxonomy places the organism in Eukaryota, Viridiplantae, Streptophyta, Magnoliopsida, Rosales, Rosaceae.